This is a messenger RNA of Carassius carassius (crucian carp), 3162 nucleotides long. RefSeq names its product RING finger protein 145. Gene Ontology annotation, molecular function: zinc ion binding; ubiquitin protein ligase activity. The coding region runs from base 345 to 2363 and encodes 672 amino acids. Gene Ontology annotation, cellular component: endomembrane system; endoplasmic reticulum. Lineage: Eukaryota; Metazoa; Chordata; Actinopteri; Cypriniformes; Cyprinidae. The transcript has 11 exons. The record is from RefSeq and is a predicted model, not a curated record.
AACCUGUCCGAAAUCAGUUUCAUGAGGUGCCUUUGUACAAAAACGCUGCUGCAAAGUCAUUAUCUCAUAUAGCAGCAAUUCCGAUGCCUAAUGUGUAUUUUUCGUUGAUGAUUUAUGCUGAGGCGCUUUUGUUUUGAGACGAGUAACCCGCGAGCUGCAGUGACGCUACGAACACAGACUAGAGUUUUCAGAUUGGAUCUGCUGAUUAGCCACACCAAACUAUGUCCUUUCAUUUUCAAGAGGACCGCCAAACAGGAGCAGAAUAUAGGAGCAUGAUAGUAUGACAGCUGUCAUAAUGUGACAGCCUUCUACACGGUGCAGGUGGUUAUUGUGUCCGUGUUAAGAUGCCACGACUAGAGGAAGUCGCUAAUGUUGUCCUCAGGGUGCCCAGCAUCUUGCUGUUGGACAUGCUGUAUAAAUGUGACAUUGACAGCUUCACGGAUCAUCUCAAAGCAAGGACAGAAGACAUGCUCUUCAAGUACAAAUAUGUCAUCUGGAACAUAUAUUAUUUGGGUCACAUAGUGAGCACCGUGGUGCUGCUGUUGCCACUUGGGCAUAUUAUCCAGCUCUACCUGCAUGUUCUCUGCGCCCUGCUUCUUUACAUGGGUCAUCAGAUUGUCAGAGAUUAUGUAAGAGAUGAAGCUCAGUAUGGAUAUGAUGGUGCACUCUUUCUGGACUCUCCGGCAUUGAACCGUUUUGUGACUGCACUGACCAGUCAGAUAAUAGUCAGUACGUUGUGUGCGUUCCUCAUGCGGACUCAACGGGUGUGGCUGUUCUCAGCACACUUGCUCCCUCUUCUGGCACGUGUGGUGUCUGUCCCUCUGGACUGGCUCCUCACAUUGUCCUCCGUGUCCAUGAUGAUCACAGGGGUCGAGGUGACCGUCUUCCUCCUCGCCAACCUCUUUGUGCCAUACAGACUGGUCAGAGCUGCUUACAGAGAGAUAAUGGCAAUAGAGGUGACUGAGUUGUACAGACUGAUGGCAGUCGGAGUGUCCCUCUGGCAUGGCUUUGCUGUGCCUGUGUUGUUUAGUGUUUUCUGGUUUGUGCUGUUCGGAGUGCAACUUGUUACCAAUUAUGGCACUAUCACUGCCGUCCAACAGGGUCUGCUACUCUACCUCCUCACCAGUGUGUCUGAAUGCUGUGCUAGCCCAUUCUCCCUGCUUGGCUUAACAUUUGUGGUGUCUUAUGUGGCUCUUGGACUUCUAAAUCUCUGUAAAUUCUACCUCGGAGGAUUCAGCGCUCUCCAGAACCAUAAUGUCAUGCACAGUGGAGUGACAGAGGGAGUGACUCUGCUGCUGUUGGCCCUGCAGACUGGGUUGCUGGACAUGGCAGCUCUACAGCGCUGCUUUCUGCUCUUUAUCAUCCUCUUCAUCGUUCUCACAUCUACUCUACAAAGCAUGAGUGAGAUCACAGAGCCUGUUGUGUUGGGGCUCGGAGCUAGUAGAAACAGGAGUGUGUGGAGGCACUUGCGUGGUUUAUCUAUGUGUGGCUUUCUGCUGCUGUUUCCGGGAUUCAUGGCCUACAAGAUCUCUCAGUUUUUCAACAUGGAUUUCUGGCUGCUGAUCUUGGUCUCUAGCUGUAUGCUCACAUCACUGCAGGUGACAGGCACUCUGCUGAUCUACAGCCUGUUCAUGGUGGAGGUCUGGCGCGGUGCUGCCCUGCCCGGAUUGGAUGAGAUUGUUUAUUAUGUGAAUGGAGUGUGUCGGGUGCUGGAGUUUGCGGUGGCUGUGUGUGUUGUGGCGUACGGGGCGUGGGAGUCCCUGUGGGGAGAGUGGAGCUGGAUGGGAGCAUCGGUCAUUAUCAUCCACUCCUACUGCAAUGUGUGGCUACGUGCCCAGGCUGGCUGGAAAAGCUUCUUGCUUAGACAAGAAGCUGCUCGCAAAAUCAAUGUGCUUCCACGGGCCAGUACAGAGCAGCUGCAGAACCACAAUGAUGUCUGUGCCAUCUGCUUCCAGGAUAUGACAUCAGCAGUGAUCACAUACUGUGGUCAUUUCUUCCAUGGCAACUGUUUGAGAAAGUGGCUGUAUGUGCAAGAGACAUGCCCCAUGUGCCAUGCCUCCAUUAAACCCUCCUCGGCUCAUCCGACGACUGCAGCAGGUGAAGCUCCACCGACCCACCAGAGCCCAGCUCCAUCAGAGCAACAGCCUUCUCCUGAGACCCAUCAGGAGGAAGAGCAGGGAUCACAUGAAGACAGUGUUCGCUCUGCUGAGAUGAACUGUGAUGAGUCUGAAAGGAAAUACUCAAACUCAGAGAGGAAUUGUAGCAAGGAGAGUCUCCAACACUUGCACUACGGUGCAAAUUAUGAUUUACAAGGUGUGGCAAAUCCUGUACCCAGCUGCUCAACGCAUGGGACCCAGAAGUAGCUUCUCAGGAGCUUAGGGAAGCGGACUGAAACAUAAGCUCAGCCAGAGAAGUGUGAAUUAUGAACACCAUUGCAACAAGACAGACUGACAGUGGGAGAAAACGGAGCAGAGCUGAAAGGAAACCAUAACAAUAGACCUGUAACGAAUAACAGAGACAGAAAUGCUGCAAAAGACUGCAGGUGCAUGAUGUACUCAGAAGACGUCCUGCUGAUUUUGUGCUAGGACUACAGCACCUCUGCAGCAUUAGAUCAUAGUUACCAAAUGAUAUUCAUUUCAAAGAAUCUCUACUUGACAUUUGUUAAGAUAUAGAGUUGGAUGAUUCAAUGAUGAUUGUCCAGUUCUGAGGAAGACACGAAAGAAUAGAUUUAUUACAAACAAAUUCUUGUUAGCAGUUACUAAUUCUGGGAUUUCUUUUAUUUAUUUUUUUUAUGUCAUUUGUGACUUUUCUGUUGGGUCAUUUCAGAUACAGGUUAUGGUACAUGUGUGAAUUUCAUUCAUUCAUUCAUUCGUAAUGCGAUUGUUGAUAUCUGUGCCUCUGACUUUUUUGUAUCGCUCCAUUGUGUGCUUUUAUUUGAACUGAAAUUAUGUAGUUGUAGUGAAGGAGUCAUGGUGAUUAUUCUCUCAAAUACGUAAUGGUUUGUGGAUGAGUUCUGCCAGAAUGAAAGAAAGGAUAAAAGACAGUCAAUGAAGCUGCGAGAUGUGCAUAAAUCAAAGAUCAGAUCAUUGUUAUUGGGGAGAUUCCAGUUGAGGCUAUAUUUAACAGAGCAGAGAAUAACGAUUAAAGGCUUAUACAAUCUCA